AUGGAGAUGUUUGCCGCAUUGCACGACUUCGGUGGAAUGAGGAUACUACUCUAUUUUCCAGGCGAUCUUGAAAAAGUUGCGGAGAUUCUAAACAAGCACUUUUUCAUCGUUCGGCGAGUGGAGAAGGGAGAUGGAUCUCGGAUCAAUCUGCAAGCUUUGAAGGAUAGGCUUGAAUUUCUCAAAGAUCCAAGACGAAAGGGGCAAGUCACGACUACCCAAAGAGAUCUCAACCGGGCGUCACGGACACUCAAAGGCUAUAGAUCCACCCAUUUCGUUGUCAAGCUACGGGAUCAUGACAUUGAAAGGGGAUCAGAGUGUACCUGGAAGGAUCUUGUUGUGGAAAUCCAGGUUGAGACACUGAUGAUGCACGCUUGGUCUGAGGUUGAACAUGGCAUGGUCUAUAAGCCAGUCAUUUCGGGAGGCGAAGGAGUGUCCAGCGAUGAAAAACGCAUUCUGGACUCGAUAAAUGGCAUAGUUUUGGCGGGCGAGGCUGCAUUACGACAACUGGAAGUCAGCACCAUAAAACGCUCAGCCAAAACGCCGAAGUUAUAG
Messenger RNA from Penicillium malachiteum, 552 nucleotides. RefSeq lists its product as uncharacterized. Gene Ontology annotation, biological process: guanosine tetraphosphate metabolic process. The record is from RefSeq and is a predicted model, not a curated record. NCBI's taxonomy places the organism in Eukaryota, Fungi, Ascomycota, Eurotiomycetes, Eurotiales, Aspergillaceae. The transcript has a single exon. The coding region runs from base 1 to 552 and encodes 183 amino acids.